AUCAUUCUACGCCACAACGACUGAGUCGACCAGUUGAUUACGAUUUACGAUAUGACAGUAUUCUUCGUAUCAUUGUGACGUGCAGGUGUCGUAGUUGUCUCCUGCAGAGUGAAAUAAGAAUUAUUAUCGAUAUAACAAUUUUAUAUUAUUAUUAUUAUUAUCAGAAUAAAUAAAAUAUUCAGACAAUGUUUCGCAUCACCAAAACGCUCUCGUCAGCUCCCAGGAACUUUAAUAAGGCUCUCGAAGCGCCCUUAGGACUUUGGAACGCAUCAAGAUGUUUGGCUACGCAAGCUGCAGUAAAACCAUCCAGCGAAGAAAAACCGCAGGAAAAGCUUGCUACAAAAGAAUCUCAAUCCUUCACCAUGAAUCUCUUCCGUGGUCAAUUACAAUUGAAUCAAGUGUUCCCAUUUCCAGAACCUAUGGAUGAGGAUCAAACUGAUACGUUAAAAAUGCUUAUUGAUCCUAUAGAGAAGUUUUAUGAGGAAAUAAAUGAUCCAGUUAAAAAUGAUCAAAACGCGUGUGUAGACGAGAAAACGGCAGCUGCUCUCUGGGAAUUGGGAGGGUUUGCUCUGCAAGUGCCUCAAGAAUUUGGCGGAUUAGGAUUGACAAAUACUCAGUACAGUCGAGUUGUUGAAAUAUGUGGCUAUCAUGAUUUGGGUCUUGGUAUCAUGCUUGGUGCACAUCAAAGCAUAGGUUUCAAGGGCAUACUUUUAUAUGGCACUCCGGAACAAAAAGCCAAAUAUCUACCUCGGGUUAGUAACGGUGAGUACGCCGCUUUUUGCUUGACGGAACCAGGUGCCGGUUCUGAUGCCAGUUCGAUACGUUCACGCGCGAUCAAGUCUGCGGACGGAUCGCACUAUGUUCUCAAUGGCAGCAAAAUUUGGAUAUCGAACGGUGGUAUCGCCAGUAUCAUGACCGUCUUCGCGCAAGUGCCUUUCAAGGAUCCAAAAACGGGCGAAACGAAAGAGAAAAUCACCGCUUUCGUCGUCGAGAGGGAAUUCGGUGGUGUUACCAGCGGACCGCCUGAGAAAAAAAUGGGCAUUAAAUGUAGCAAUACGGCAGAAGUUUUCUUUGAGGACGUCAAAAUUCCGGCGGAAAAUGUUCUCGGCAAGGAGGGUGAAGGUUUUAAGGUUGCAAUGAAUAUCCUAAACAAUGGAAGAUUUGGUAUGUCCGCGUGCCUUUCCGGUACCAUGCGUUAUUGCAUCAACAAGGCUGUAAGUCAUGCAACGCAACGCAAGCAAUUUGGUCGUACGUUAAACAAUUAUGGUACUAUACAAGAAAAGUUGGCGCGCAUGGUUAUGCUACAUUAUAUCACCGAGUCUCUCGCAUACGCACUUUCUGGAAACAUGGACCUUGGAAGCCAAGAUUAUCAUCUAGAAGCAGCUAUUUCAAAAUGUUUCGCAUCCGAAUCUGCGUGGUUGGUUUGCGAUGAAAGUAUUCAAAUCUUAGGAGGUAUGGGCUUCAUGUCUGAAACUGGUUUGGAGCGUGUGAUGCGCGAUCUACGCAUAUUCAGAAUCUUUGAAGGGACAAACGACAUUUUGCGUUUAUUUGUGGCGCUCACCGGGAUUCAGUAUGCCGGUAGCCAUUUGAAGGAACUGCAGAAAGCUUUUAAAAAUCCCACGGCGAAUUUAGGGCUAAUCUUCGAGGAAGCUACUAAACGGGCGACCAGAGCGAUCGGUUUAAGAUCGCUGCCUACCUUUGGGGAUUCAGUUCAUCCGAGAUUGGCUGAAAGUGCUGCACUUUGUUCAAAGAGUGUAGAAACCUUUGGUCAAGUGAUAGAAAAUACUCUUAUUAAAUAUGGACGAGGAGUUGUAGAGGAACAGUUUAUCCUCAACAGGAUUGCACAAGCUGCUUUUGAUGCAUGUACAAUGGCGAUUGUGCUGAGCAGGGCGACUACGUCGCUGAAUAAGAAUCUUCCUAGUGCAGAACAUGAAUUGUUAAUGACGGAAACUUGGUGUAUGGAGGCAUCCAGCCGCAUUGCAUAUAAUCUGCAGCAGGUCAAUACUGGUAAGCACUUGGACAUUUUUAGUAAAUUAAAUAAAAUUUCGAGAAAUGUAUGCGACGUCGGCGGGUGCGUACAAUUCAAUCCUCUGGGCUUUUAAGGUUUUAUUGUAAAUUUAAUAUUGUAAAUUUUUUUUUCUGUAAGAAACGACUUAUCUGAUUUUUCUAUGCUCCAUAUAAAAGAAUAAGAUUUGCCCUUUGUGUGAUGAGAAAAAAA
Molecule: messenger RNA, 2218 nt
Organism: Camponotus floridanus (Florida carpenter ant)
Lineage: Eukaryota; Metazoa; Arthropoda; Insecta; Hymenoptera; Formicidae
Gene: Acadvl
Product: very long-chain specific acyl-CoA dehydrogenase, mitochondrial
Exons: 8
Coding region: 186-2102 (638 amino acids)
Molecular function (GO): fatty-acyl-CoA binding; flavin adenine dinucleotide binding; very-long-chain fatty acyl-CoA dehydrogenase activity
Source: RefSeq, a predicted model, not a curated record